Molecule: messenger RNA, 5184 nt
Organism: Acipenser ruthenus (sterlet)
Lineage: Eukaryota; Metazoa; Chordata; Actinopteri; Acipenseriformes; Acipenseridae
Gene: vat1
Product: vesicle amine transport 1
Exons: 6
Coding region: 160-1350 (396 amino acids)
Molecular function (GO): oxidoreductase activity
Source: RefSeq, a predicted model, not a curated record
AUAUAGCGCACAGCUGUCAAAUUCUGGGGAUCCAAUAAGCUGCAACACUGUAAUCACCGCUCACUUGUUUCGUAGACUUUAGAGUCACAAGUCUGUGUGGACGUUGUCAGUGAUUUACGUUUCCCUUUUUUAAAACAAUAACCUUACAAAAAAUUAACAAUGUCUGGAGAAGAAGCAGCUGCACAGCAACCGAAAACUGAAGAACAAAAGCAAGACACUAAACCGGAGGAAGACAAGCAAAACGAGCAGCAGCCACCGCCUGCACAAGAAGCUGAGAAGCCCCAGGAUGAAGCUUCAUACAAGUCCUUGGUGCUCUCGGGCUACGGGGGCUACGAUAAGGUGAAGCUGCAGGUGAAAAAAGGAGAGCUUGUCCCGAAAGCCGGGGAAGUGCUGGUUCGGGUGAAAGCGUGUGGCUUGAAUUUUGCUGACCUGAUGGGCAGACAGGGUCUGUAUGACAGGCUUCCAUCCCCGCCCGUCACCCCGGGAAUGGAGUGCUCGGGGGUAGUGGAGGGUUUGGGCGAAGGAGUGACCGACAGAAAGCUUGGUGAUAAGGUGAUAGUAAUGAACAGGGCAGGCAUGUGGCAGGAAGUGGUUACCGUGCUAACCAGCCACACCUUCCUGAUGCCCGAAGGCAUGACCUUUGAAGAGGCAGCGGCGAUUCCAGUGAACUACAUCACAGCUUACAUGAUGAUCUUCGACUUUGGAAACCUAAGACCCAACCAAAGCAUACUUAUCCACAUGGCAGCAGGUGGUGUUGGAAUUGCUGCCACCCAGCUGUGCCAAACGGUGAAGGAUGUGACCAUCUUCGGAACCUCCUCUGCCUCCAAGCACGAUGCCAUCAAAGAGAAUGGAGUCACCCACACCAUAGACUACAGGACAAUGGAUUAUGUAGAUGAAAUCAGAAAACUUUCUCCCAAAGGUGUUGAUAUUGUGCUGGACCCCCUUGGUGGAUCUGACACCUGUAAGGCCUUUAACCUCCUCAAACCGAUGGGCAAACUCAUUGCAUACGGUGCUGCAAACCUUUUGACUGGUCAGAAGAAGAAUUUGAUGGCCGUGGCUAAGACCUGGUGGAACCAAUUCAGCAUCAAUGCCAUGCAGCUGCUGCAGUCCAACAAAGCAGUUUGCGGGUAUCACCUGGGCUACCUGGACGAGGAGAUGGAACUGGUGGGGGGCGUCCUGUCCAAAAUACUGGACCUCUACAAGCAGGGCAAGAUCAAGCCUAGAGUGGACUCUGUCUGGCCUUUCCAACAGGUGGGUGAUGCGAUGAGGCAGAUGCAGGAAAGGAAGAACAUUGGAAAGGUCAUUCUUGUUCCAGAGGCUGAGAAAGAAGAGAAGAAAGAGGAGAACUAGGGCAGCACAGGAGCCACGUAGCCAGCCUCUACAAAAGGUGGUUCAGUUGUGAUCAGAGUUUCAUUUGCUGAUCUUUUCAGGACCUGGAAACAGAUUUGACCGCUAAAGACCCCCCACCGCCCACCCCAACAGCCCCCUCCCUUUCUUAGAAUUAAUCACUGAAAACAUUUAAAAUGAAACCUAUUUCCAGUGACCUGGAUAUAUAAUGCCAGACCAAUGCUGCUGUGUUUUCUGCAAGUGUACUUUGCUACUAGAAGUCAGAAUGUAGAGGGUUGGCAUAGCAACAGUUCAUUGUAACCACAGAAACUGUGUUGCACUUGAUAUCCCUCAUAACACUGAGAUCCUUUUGGAACUCGCUCUCUCUCUCUCUCUCUCUCGCUCGCUCUCAGACCCUAGCUGUGUUGGCAGUUGAGUUAAGAGUCAGAAAAAAAGCCAUGCUUCUGCCAAAUAAAGACUUUUUCAGAAGGAGGAAUUUAUUCGCAAAUACUGAAACACGCAAAAAUGUACCACAAACAGGUGGCAUUAAUUAUUACAUCUGUAUUUAACACUGAGAAAUUGCCCAUUUCCUUUCCUUAGUAGUUUGUCAUGCUCCCAGAAAGGUUCUCUCUGCUUUCAGGUCCUUAACGUUUAGCAAUGGAUUAAAUCUAGUUUGUGAACCACUAAGAAAAUUGGCAUUGGUUGUGUGUGUGUGUGUAUGUGUGCUUUACUGUGCUGGGCUCAGACUAUGCAUUCCAAUAAAAUCAUUGCAAAGCUGUUCCCUGGUUAUUCUGUAAUUCACAGCUGAUGAAUUGUCUAUUGUUGGUUACAGCCUGGCGCUACAAUCUUAAGCAUGAUCUCUACGAGUAACUUCAGUUAUUCAUGCAUGGCCAUUAUUGAUGAUGAUGAUAAUGGCCCCUUUAAAAUAAAUUCAGUAUUACAAUCUGUAUUACAAAUGGGUCAAAUGCCUUACAGAAAUGUUAUAUUUCGUAUAUCAAGCUUCUCUCCAGGUUAAGCAUCCACCUGUUGCUACAUAUAGCUUUUGAAAAUGCUUUGUAUUGAAAAUGCUUUGCCUGCUUGCCUUUUAAUGGUAACCAAAUUAGCCUAGGACAGUUUUGUAUUGAUAUUUUCACAUUGCCUGCGAGUCUGAGCCCUGGUGCUUGUGUUAGGACAGUUUGUAUUGAUAUUUUCACUUUGCCUGUGUCCCAGCUCUGGUGCUUGUGUUAGGACAGUUUGUAUUGAUAUUUGCACUUCGCUUGCAAUCGCUGACCUUAUUGCACUACAAUGUUUUGUACCUGUGAUGGUUUUGCAAAGAAUUUCUUGAUGAUGAAGCUAAAAGGAAGUUUUAAGGGUGCCAAAUUGUAUAAUGUGUUUAUGUUCUUGCAGACUUAAAAAGAGGAUACACAAGUGAGCUUUUCUUCAUGAGUUUGAGGUCAUGUUCGAUCAGUAUGUGGUGCAUAUGUUUCCCUGGGAAAUAUCAUUUAACCAGUUAUUUUUUUAUUUUUUGUAACUCAUGGUAUAUUACCAAAGAAUUCUGUCCCGUUUUACUAUUUUCAUAAAGAAAAUGAAUUGCGUUGCUGAAAAAUAUAUAUAGAUUGCAAGUCUCUGGUAAUCUUAUCCCCAAAAAAUAACUGGUUCUAGAAUCAGUAGAGAAGUGAAUUCAGUUUAUUUAAAAAAAAAAAGUCAUUGACUUCCAUUUGUAUUGAGGUUAUUAUACAAAAAGUUCAAACUGCCACUGAAACUGACUAUUUUCUAAGCAUUACAUUCCUACAUGGUUUAAAAAAUGCUGAACUUCCUUUCGUGUGACGAGUCCAUGUGAUUUAGAAAGACUAACUUAACAGUGUUUUUUAACUUAACCAGUUGCACUGUAUUUUGUUAAUAGGAUAACAUGAAUUACAUUUUGAGCUUUUACAGGUAGAAUUUUAACCAUUGUAAGAAUUCAGGUAAUUUUAUGAAAGGUGUAGAAGAGGUUCAGGUUGCUCACCCCUGCUCUACAUUGAUAUAUUUUCAACCACAGUAAAUUAGUUUAUUAGGUAUAUUGAUUAAGAAAAUAAUGAGCACCUGUUUUAGUCCCCAAGAUGAAAAUCGCAAAGCUUUGAAGAGGCUCGCGAAGUACUAGCUCAAUAGUCCGUGGCAGAUCUUUUAUAAGGGAGUAUUGAUAAGCCUUUGAUAUAAAGAAAUCCUUUAUAAAUGCUGCAUUGCUAACAAACCAUUGAAGAGGUUACUGUGCCUUGUCAUUUUUUGUACUUUGUCACAUAGCCUUACUACAGUUGCCAGUUUGUAAACCUUUGUACUAAAUUUGAUAAUUUAAAAUCCACUGUCCUCUUAUUAACUCUAAAAACAUUAUUACUGGUCCACUUUUUUUUGUUUUUGGUUCUUUAACUCUCUAAACUGCAUUUAUAUUUCUAUCUGCCUAUUAUCUUCUAUAUGUGUACCCAAUUUAUUUAUGGAUUUCAUACCCAGUUUACCAUAAUUUGGUUUUUGGGUUGUUCAUUUGUAUUUCGUCUCUAAAUAUGCUGCUGCAUAAUAUAGCUUGUGUGUUGCGCUAUUAAACACAAGGGCUCAGAUGGCCAUGGUUCUUUACCCAUGACACCUUUCAAAUCUGUGCCUCAACACUCAUCUCUCUGUCACUCUCAGGACUCAACACAUGAACAGAGUACUGGUUCAAAAAGGGAAUAUUAAAGUGUGCCCAUGAUUUGUAUUUUGGAAAUUGAGUAUACCGAAACAACCUGACCUUACUUUUGAAGAUACACAUCAACGGACCAAAGAAACAUUCCAGAAACAAAAUAAAUAAAUACAAAAAUUAAGACCUGUGUGCCAACUGACUUUAGAUUUUUAUAUUGCAUCUUAGAAACGAAAAUAAAUCCCAUGAAUUUCUAUUUCAAUGGUUUUCCAGGCUCCUAAAGGGUGUGGAUCUGUGGUACCAUUUGUAAAACAGGUGAUUCAAGUAAAACUGGAUUAUGUGCACUGUUGUUAAAAGCCAUCACCAAGCUCUUCAUCCUGUAAUACCUUUUUGCUACUGCAGUAAAUAAUUAUUAAACACGCCUCAACUGUAAGGCCAGGAUCCAUUUAUGCAUGGUCAGUUGCCUCUAGACAUGGGUUAUUCUGUUCUACAGAGCCUUGGUUAAAUAAAGGGUCUUGUGCUUUCUGUUCCCACAUGCACACACAUGCAGUCAGUCGUAGUGCGUAUGUUUCUGUGCAAGCAGACAUGGGAAAUCUCAAGCACUUCAAGCUCUGGAAAGUUUCAGGCCUAAUUUUAGUUUUUUGUUUUGUUUGAUCAUUUAAUAGGCACUCUGAAACCCAAGGGUCUCCAAUUGUAGCCUCAUUCUUCAAAACAGCUUUUCAUUUGGUAAUGAUGUACUUUCACCUAAACCAUUUUUUACCUCCAAUUUUAUAUUCUAAUCUCAAUUCUUUUAUAUCAAAGAGCUACCAUAAAGUGAUGUUUACAAAAACAGUGCAUUUACACUCCAUGUGCUGUAGUGUCAGUUGAUUGCAAAGAGUAUGGUCUGCAACUGGAAAGCCUGGUGAUGGCUGUUUGAUUUUACUAUUAAAUGAGGUGCUAGACUACACCUUCUGUUUCAACAAAACAUAAAGCAACUUGUGAUCUUUUUGUCUAGUUUCUUUUACCUGUUAAGAUAAACGUUGGCUUUUCAUGCUGUAAUUGAACCCUAUGAUGUAAUUCAAAGUUUGUGUUAAAACUUUUAGAACAAUUCUGCUUUUCGUGCUUCGUAUCCAGGUUGAACAAAAUUUGUAGCAAUGCUGUUUACAUGAACUAGAACCUGUAAUGCUUUUCUGCCUAAUGUUACCAUAUGCCUUACGUGUUUUCCAAUAUUAAUAAAAAGCAUAAUAAAAAUAAAA